AUGAUCGGCACUUCAGUUUUAAGUCAAGCUGGCUAAUAGCUGCUUACUCCAGCAAGAAAUUUGCAAAUGAGUCCUUAAAAGAGUGGUGAAAAUAUGAAGAACCUACUUUAAUAUGAUUUAAGAGAUAGCCAAAUAAAUAAUUCAGCAAGUAGAUUCAAAUAAAAGCAGCCUCUUUCUUAUUCUGAUUAUUACUUUAGUUAAAACCCAAAUAGCAAGGAAGAAUAUGCUAAAAUGCUAGAUGCUUAAAUUGAACAAAAAAAGUAGUAUUAAAACAUUCAAAAAGAAUAUUAGAGAAAUAAUAAAGAUUUAGGGAAAGUAAAUAACAUUAAUCCUCACUUGAUUCCUGAACCUUAAAUUGCGACCAACUAUGGAUUUUAGAAUACAAUGUAAACCUAGUAGACAAAUCAAGGUUUCAGUUAGCUAAUGAAAAGUACAGGAAAUUAUGACAAUGUAUUCUUUCCUAAAAAUGAGCUUUAAAGAACUAAUAAGGACAAGUUUUAAGUUGAUAGAUAGACACCCUAGUAAUCAAAUGCAUUGCUAAAACUAACUGGCCAAUCUACAAACACUAUAAUCCCUUUAAGAUUGUCACAGAGCCAAAUGAAUAUAUAAGAUUAAGGGUAACCCUUUUUGCAAAGCUAGAUGAGUUAAGCAAAAUUAACGAACACUUUGUAAAAUCAAUACUCAAUUACUGGAGGAACUAUUUAAAAGAAGACUGUCAAUUUUAGCAUGCCUUACAAUAGCCAAAAAUAGACUUUAGGAUAAGAAGAUAAGGAAACAUUUUUCGAUAAAUGGAGAGAAUAAAGUAAUAGCUAUUGGAGUAAACCAUAAAACUAUAGAGGAAUAUUGAAAAAAGAGAAUAUAGCUGAAAGUUAACUAUUAGAGAAAGAGAGGAAGCAAAGAGAACUUAACUAGGCCUUGUAGGAGUAAAUUUUAUACAAAAAAAAAAAAUAAGAAUUGGAGGAAAGAUAGAGAAAGUUAGAAGACUUGGUUUUUGCUGAGAAGCUGAGAGCCGAGCAAAGAAGUGAACCAAGACCUUUGAGCUCAGUUAAUGAUUUGAAAUAAAUCAAAGCAGUUGCUGCUCAGCAAGACCGUCUGUAGUAAAGAAAUCUAGUGAGUAGAAAGUUAAAUUCAAAUAGCUAAAAUAAAUAAAACUUUGAAGAUGUUAAAGAGUUGCCGAGGACACCACCAAACCAAAGCAACAGAAAUUCAUUACAAAUGGAAGGGCCAAUGGUGAGAAUUGAAAAAAUUAUAGAUUUUUCUUCUAACAGAGCUAAGGCACCUUCUCCUAGAAAUAGAAAAUCCUCACAAGGUAUGAAUUAGCAAGAUUUAGUAUUGAGUGAAGUUAGGGAAGCUGCAGAGCUUGAUAUGGACUACAUCAAGGAUUAUUACGAAUUUUAAAAGAAGGUUUUUAACAGGUAGAUGGCUAGUUUGCAAAAAGAAGUCUCGGGAUUUAAUGACUAAAGGACAUAAGUUUUUAAAGAUAUGCUUUAGCUAAGAGAAAAAUCUAAGUAAGACCACUUAUUAAGUUUAAUGUAACCUAGAGAUGUUUUAGAAGAUAGUAAAUAUAUAAUGGCAUAGAGAAAAUAAAAUUUAUAUAACUUUCACUAACUAGAGGAUAUAAAAAGCUUGAAUGAAGGCAGUAACCCAUAUCUUUAGGGAAUUAAAUAUUUACCAUCAAGCAAUUAUAACUUCUAAAAUUACUAUAGUGACAAAUAAAUAAACUAGCUUGUUAGUCACAGCUAAUUGGUUCCUCAGUCUCAACUUGCAAAACACAAAGGCAAAAAGAAAAGAGCUUAGUAAGAUAACUACGAUGAAUAAAUUAUUGGAGAGGUAAAAAGAAAAUUAGAAUUUUAUGAAAGAAUAAAUAGGAAGAAACCUCAUUCUGCUGGAUCUAAGCCGCAAAAAAAUUUAAAUGAAGAAAACUCAUCUAGCCAAAAUUAUUAAGAAAAUGGCUAAAACAAAAACUAAAAACCAAAAAACAAAAAAUAAAAAACUGUUGAAAAUGAAUUUUUAGAAGAUGAAUAAGAUGCUAACUAAUAAUCAUUAAAUGCCUCUACAUUAUAGAUAGAAAAAUAAAAAAGGCCAUAAUCAUCAAAGAAUUAUGUGGAAUUAUAGACAGUAAUAGACCUUGAAAAAUUUAGGAAAGAAGCUUUUAAUGGGAGAAAAUUAGAUUUUGAAAUUCUAUAAGAAAAUGAGAAAGAGCAUCAAAGUUAGGUAGAAUAAUAUAUAUGGGAUAUCUUGAGCUAAAACAGUGAUGAGUAUGAUGAAUUAGACCAACAAAUUGAUGAUUGUAUGAAUGAUAUUGAAAAAAUGGUCAACAAAGAAGCUAUAUAAAAUCCUCCAUAAAUUGAAGAUAAAAAGUUAAGCGAAAUAGAAAUGCAAAGAAAAAUGAAGGCCUUUUUGAAAGGUAAAGAGUUGUAAAAUGAACAUCUUUAACUACUUCUUAGAGAAUAGGCAAAAGAAAAGCUCAGACAGAUAGAGAAAGAAAAUUUAUAAUUGUAUGGUUAGUUCGACAAAAACUUUUAAAAUACUCCCAAAGAUUAUGUCAACUUAUACAUAUAAAAUGCAGAUAUAAAUAUAAAAAGUUAGAAUCAUGAAAAUACAAGCUAGUAAGGGUUACAAUAAUAAGAAAAUUUUGGUUAACAUUUUGAUAAUUAAGAGAGUGUCAAAUAAGAGAAUUAAGAUUAAUAAAAUGAAGAGAGCCAGUAAAAAUAGGCGUAUAGCAUCUAGGAAAAUAAUAAAAAUGAUGAAAAUGGGAAGAAUUAAAAUUAUUCAUCUCAAAGAGAAUUUCAUAAAAUUGAAGAAAUAAACGAAUCUGGAUUCUCGGAAUUUAAAGAAUAAUAGAGUUAAAAAGAUGAUAAAGAAAAUGAAGAGUAAAUGGAGAAUUUGAAAAAUAAUACCUUUCAAUAAUAAAAUCUAGUUAAUUCAAAUCAAACAUAAAGCUACACCCAUAACAAAGAUUAAAGAAAAGAGAUUAGAAAUGAUUUAAUCAAUUUAUAUGACAAUGUUAUUAAAAGUAAUAAAAAAGCUUAUGAUAAAGACCUUUUCUAAACAAGCUUGAAUAACAUAGAUGAAAUGCUAACUUAUUUUAGGGAACCUCCUUAAAAGAAAAAUUUAUAUUGA
Messenger RNA from Tetrahymena thermophila SB210, 3123 nucleotides. RefSeq lists its product as hypothetical. The record is from RefSeq and is a predicted model, not a curated record. Lineage: Eukaryota; Ciliophora; Oligohymenophorea; Hymenostomatida; Tetrahymenidae. The transcript has 3 exons.